Messenger RNA from Brachypodium distachyon (stiff brome), 887 nucleotides. RefSeq lists its product as uncharacterized. The record is from RefSeq and is a predicted model, not a curated record. The coding region runs from base 243 to 500 and encodes 85 amino acids. The transcript is spliced from 2 exons. NCBI's taxonomy places the organism in Eukaryota, Viridiplantae, Streptophyta, Magnoliopsida, Poales, Poaceae.
UGAUCGUUGCGGUGACCUCUCGGCCAAGGCAGGCAGGCAGGCACUGACCCGAUCCAUCCGCGCUCCGGCAGUUCUGCCCCUUUCCCAAGUCUCCCAGGCUCCCAGCGCGUACAAAAGGCCUCCACAGCUCCUCCAGCCAGUCCCAGCUCACCGGUGCACCACUACGUACCGCGGUGCAGGCCUGCAAUCAAAUUAAAACACAGGAGCUGUAGAUCGAUCAGUAGCUAGCUAGGCAGGCAGCCAUGCUCGGGAGGAAGAGAGGAGGGUCGUCGUCGUCGUCGUCCAGGCCGCACGCGGAGGACGCAGCCCCCGCCGGGGGCACCAAAACCGUCGUCGCCGAUGGCGGGCGGCAGGAGGUGACCGUGUCGCAGUUCGUCGCGCAGCUAGAUGAGGCGGCACGGGAGAGACUGGACCGCAUGAACCGGAGGCUGAGGCUGCUUGAGCAGCAGAUGGAGACGCUGGAGGCGGAGGUCGGGAGAGCCAGCACUACAGACAACUGAUCCAUUUUCCUUUCUUAAUCUCCGGUCGGAAGAUGCUUUAUGCUUAGUUAGCUAGAAGCCUUUCUGUUUCUCCUUUCGUACUGAUCGACGAAAGGAUAUGGUGAUCUCUUAGGUGCUUGCUUGUUUAGGCUAAUUUUCCUGCACAUGAUUAGUGGUUGAUGGUAUUGCUCCGGAAACUUUGCCACGUUCGGGGGCGGGAUUCCGAUCCAUGCUGUGAGGGGAUUGACUUUUGGGGUGGCUUGGAAAAGUAUGUGAACGGCGAUGAAUUCAUAGUCACUUUCAUCCUGUGUGGAAAAUGGGUGCCGUUUCCCAAACAUGCAUGCUGGACCUCUGACUUCUAUACUCACUGAAAUAAUAAAUGGAUUGAGUUGAUCAGUUGAUCUAGGA